Molecule: messenger RNA, 531 nt
Organism: Macrosiphum euphorbiae (potato aphid)
Lineage: Eukaryota; Metazoa; Arthropoda; Insecta; Hemiptera; Aphididae
Source: the annotation of a GenBank genome assembly
AUGCCGUCAAGCAAUACAUUAGAAUCAUUAGAUGAUGCAGAUUUAAAAUCUAGACUGGCUCGCUUUGGUAUAAAUCAGCCGAUUACAAAGACCACUAUAAAUGUUCUGCAUAAGAAACUCUUAAAAUUAGAAAUGGACUUUCAAAGGAAGCAAAACAAUCGAUCGAUUAAACUUGGAUGUGAAUCAAUGACAAACACAUAUACAAUUAUGUCAUCAAACUCAAGAAAUACAAUAGAUGAGGCAGAUUUAAAAUCUAGACUGGCUCGCUUUGGUAUAAAUCAGCCUAUUACAAAUACAACUAGAAAUGUUCUGCAUAAGAAACUCUUAAAAUUAGAAAUGGAUUUUGAAAAGGACAAAAACAAUCAAUCAAUUAAAUUUGGCUGUGAAUCAAUGGACACUUCAACAAAUGACCUGAACGAGUAUGAAAUCCGUGAUGGAAUAUCCAAGCAUGGAUUAAAUCAAGUUCCUCUGACCGAUUCUACUCGUCCUGUAAUAAGCAAUAUUAUCAGAAAAAAAAAUCAAAAUUCUUAG